UGCGUAGGCCACGUCACUCGGCUUCUUUCCUGCGGAAGUGACGACACUAUAUAGGCCGGCCAAUCCCAGCACUCGGGUUGCUAGCAGCUCAAGUUGUAUGGCUGUAGGAUGGUAGCGGAGUGGAGGUGCCGGUGUCAGUGAGCGGCAGACAUGUCCGUGCUGUACGCGCUGGCCUGGCGCCUCGUACACGUGUUGGUCGGGGCCCAGCGGGCGCUGCUUGCUUGGCUCCGGCUCUGGCAAUGGAGGGUGUGGAGGGCAGCGGGCGCUUUCCUUUUACCGCCUGAUAUUGGCUUUCAGCGGAAGGCUCCGCACGGAGACUGGAAUCUACGGCGGGGGGACUGGUGCCAAUGCCGAGAGGCCAGCGCUGACAGCUCCUCUCUGAGACAGCGCUGUGAAUGCACCUACCUGCAACGAGACCUCAUCCGACACAGGAAGGACCGAGCCAAGCUCAACAAGCUGCCCGUCCACCUGGCACUGCUCAUCGGAGAGGAACAACACAGCUACACGGAUGUGGCCAGCCUGGUGGUUUGGUGUAUGGCACUGGGCAUCUCCUAUGUCAGUGUCUAUGAUCAGCAAGGGUUCUUCAAAGAAAAUACUUCUAGACUUAUGGAUGAAUUGUUAAAACAACAGAAAGAACUGUUGGGUGAUGAAUGUUCAAAGUAUCCACUAGAAUAUGCAAAUGGCAGCACUGACACAAAUGAGAAAGUGAUUCGUCAUUUGCCCGUCUUAAAGGUGCUAUCUCCAGAAGAUGGGAAGACAAACAUUGUUAAAGCUGCACAGAAUUUUUGUCAACUUGUAGCAGAGAAAGACAAGAGACCAUCAGAUUUGGAUGUAGAAUCUUUUGAUCUUCUAUUAAGAAGUACACACAAUUUCCCAGACCCUGAGCUAAUAUUGAAAUUUGGCCAUAUAAACAGCACACUAGGUUUUCUACCAUGGCACAUACGACUUUCAGAAAUCAUCUCUAUACCAUCGCAUGUGAAUAUCCAAUACGAGGACUUUUUCUUCGCUGUCUGCUGCUAUGCAGGCUGUGAGCAGCGAUUUGGGAAAUGACCUCACUUUCUGUCGAGCCAAUUCUGGCUCCCUUUAAAAGGGACUCGGUACGUCUGUUUACGAACAAGCAGUCUGACUUCAGACGUUAAUGGUUCUUGGCCCAGAACUGGUCUUAUUUGUCAUACAUCUGUUAUUUAAAGUGUGGAAAUGAUGCACAGACUGAGAUCUGUCUGCAGCCAAAUCGGGGACAUUUAAAACAGAAAUAUGACCAAGUCAUGCCCCCUAUUUACAUGUGGACAGUGCUUUCAUGUAUAUCAAGAGCCUAUUUGUGGAGUCCAGCUUAUUUAUGGUAAGGGAAUCUAUAGCAGAACCCUGUGAUUACUGGGUACAUUACAAGAACAUCCAUGACCAUGGCUACCUAUGAAGUAAGUGUUUUCAGGCAGCGUUCCGUCCAGCUGUUUCCUUAUGGUAUGGUCAGAGAGCGGAAUAUGGGUGUGUUACUUCUCAAUCUACUCCACAGAUAUUUAAAUUGUAACUAUUGAAAAAACAAGUGGAUGUGUGCUUCACAGAACCAAAAAUAGCUUUUGUUGUACAUGGACAUUUAAAUAUCCCUCUAUUGGCAUGAAGUAUUUUUGCUGUGAAAGAGUAACCAAAUAUGUAUUGAAAUUCCGGUUCUUGGUCUGGGAUCCAAUGAGUAAGUGGCAGGAAAGUCAUGAGAACUGUUUGGCUAUUUGAAUCGGUUGCACUGAAUUUACAUGCCAACCAACUUUGUAAGGUUUUCUUUUUUUAAGUUAUAAUUUAU
Messenger RNA from Nanorana parkeri, 1792 nucleotides. RefSeq names its product NUS1 dehydrodolichyl diphosphate synthase subunit (gene NUS1). The record is from RefSeq and is a predicted model, not a curated record. Gene Ontology annotation, molecular function: ditrans,polycis-polyprenyl diphosphate synthase [(2E,6E)-farnesyl diphosphate specific] activity. Lineage: Eukaryota; Metazoa; Chordata; Amphibia; Anura; Dicroglossidae. The transcript has 5 exons. Gene Ontology annotation, cellular component: dehydrodolichyl diphosphate synthase complex; endoplasmic reticulum membrane. The coding region runs from base 151 to 1050 and encodes 299 amino acids.